Molecule: messenger RNA, 1735 nt
Organism: Castor canadensis (American beaver)
Lineage: Eukaryota; Metazoa; Chordata; Mammalia; Rodentia; Castoridae
Source: RefSeq, a predicted model, not a curated record
UUUUUUAAAUAGGGUACCCAAAGCAGAGAACCACAGCACCUCGAAAUGGGUUUGCCCCCAAGCCCGACGUGCAAGCCCGGGAGGCUGAGCGACAGCUGGUCCAGCGGCUGAAGGACAGGUGUGAGCGGCAGGCCAGGCAGCUCGGCCUCAUGCAGGGCGAGCUGAGGAGGGCGAUCUGUGGCUUCGAUGUGCUGGCUGUGGCCACUCAGCAUUUCUUUGGAAAGAAUGAAAGUGCCCUUGUGAAAGAAAAAGAGCUGUCAAUCGAACUUGCAAACAUCAGGGAUGAAGUUGCCUUCAACACGGCCAAGUGUGAGAAGCUGCAGAAGGAGAAGGAGGAGCUGGAGCGGCGCUUCGAGGAGGAGCUGAGGAGGCUGGGCUGGCAGCAGCAGGCUGAGCUGCAGGAGCUGCAGGAGCGGCUGCAGCUGCAGUUCGAAGUGGAGACGGCGCGUCUGCAGGAGGAGCAUCAAGGCCAGCUGCUGCGCAUCAGGUGCCAGCACCAGGAGCAGGUGGAAGACAUCACCGCCAGCCACGAGGCUGCUCUCCUAGAGAUGGAAAAUAACCACACGGUUGCCAUCGCCAUCCUGCAGGAUGACCAUGACCACAAAGUCCAAGAACUGAUGUCUACCCAUGAAGUUGAAAAGAAAGAAUUGGAAGAAAAUUUUGAAAAACUGCGACUGUCAUUACAGGACCAGGUGGACACGUUGACCUUCCAGAGCCAGUCUCUGCGGGACCGAGCCCAACGCUUCGAGGAGGCUUUGAGGAAGAACACGGAGGAGCAGCUGGAGAUUGCCCUGGCCCCUUAUCAGCACUUGGAAGAAGAUAUGAAGAGUCUCAAGCAGGUGUUAGACAUGAAAAAUCAGCAAAUACACCAGCAGGAAAAGAAGAUUAUUGAGCUGGAAAAGCUGGCUGAAAAGAACAUUAUCCUGGAAGAAAAGAUCCAAGUCCUCCAGCAGCAGAAUGAAGACCUCAAAGCAAGGAUUGACCAGAACACAGUUGUCACUAGACAACUGUCAGAGGAAAAUGCUAAUCUCCAGGAAUAUGUGGAGAAAGAAACCCAGGAGAAGAAGAGAUUGAGCCGAACUAACGAAGAGCUGCUUUGGAAGCUCCAAACUGGGGACCCAACCAGCCCAAUUAAACUAUCCCCCACGUCCCCCAUUUACCGCGGCUCCUCCUCGGGACCCUCCUCUCCAGCCAGAGUCAGCACCACGCCCAGAUGACGUCACCAUGCAGCCUAUAGGAGCUCCGGCUUCUGUCCACCAAGAGAGUGCUGGCCAGGUGCUGGCCCAGCUGGCCUGUGCGCAUGCUCAGUAGCUGCAUAAUGCAUCCUAGGCAGCGUCCUCUUCUGUCCCCUAUGUAAGACUGUCCUGGUAUUAGGAAGGUGUAAACAGUAGAGUCUGAUGUGCAAAAGUGUUUUAAUCAUAGUUAGAGCCAAAAGAAAGACAAGUCCAAUUAUUCUUGAGCAAUGACCUUCCACUGCAGAAUUUCAGGUUCGUCACAAAUAGCUCAGUUUUGGAUAUACUGAAUAAUCAUUAUGUACUGCACCGAUACGUGUGUAUAUUCAGAUAUACAUAGAUACACAAUCGGUGGUUCUGAAUUGCAUUUUUUAUAAUGUGAUAUGCUGACGUAUUUUAGUGAAGGUCAGCAGUUUUCUAACUUGUGCCUAAGAAUUAUUGGGAAACAAAAAUGCAUUUCUAUCUAGCCUCCCAGGAAUAUUUCUACCCAAAAUAGAAAAAGG